CUCGAUGGCCUGCACAACGCAUGUGAAGGUCGAUAUCUGCAGGAUGGUUUGACACGUAUCUCAUUGGCAUCUUGUACUUUGUCAGCACAUGCCACAAUGCUUGCAGAGGUAACUUGAAUCCGGAGAACUCACUUAGAUAGGCUAUUGCGACGACAUUAUUCGGGAAUGUCUCUGUCACCGUCUCUCGCAAGUCAAAAACCACGUGAUCAAUCUUCUAUCUCAUCCUCAAUCAAACCGUCCAUGUCUUUGUGGGCGUAUUCGCGCCAAUCAUACCCUAUAGCAGCCUGACAGGAGCCGCUGAAGCCGACCCAAGGUCGCACGAGCCAUCCAUUGGCGGGGCAGAAGACGGAGAAGAGUGCCCUGGCGAAGGACGAGUCGAGGCAUGACCAGCAACAAACGCUCACCUAAACCAACCAACCUUUUGAAGAUUGACUCAAAUCUUUGGGUUCGUUACUGUACCGUACCGUCGGCAGUCGCGUAUUAUUAUUUACCUGCCUGCCUGCAUCGCCGUAUACUCUUAAGUAUUUCUAGUCUUCAUUUUUUGAUCUUUUAGGUCGUAUCUCGGCUUAUUUCCACUGCCUGCCUUACGCCAUUUCAUUGUCAGACGUAGCAAAUCUCACCCCGCGCGCACGAUACAAUGGCAGACCAACCAAGCCCUGCCAAACAGAAUGUCGCACGGCCACAACUGAGCUCUAUGAGGAGCAGCUCAUACCUUAGUGAUCACCAAGAAUACCGCCCUCCUCGACCCGAGUCAAACCGUCAGGACCAGUUGUUCCACGGCAUUGACACGGUUAUAGAGGAUACAAGUAAUUCGCCCGUUCCUCAAACGAGGCCAAUCCUCCCAUUUAAUGGCAUCCCUUCUGAGGAAAACCCACCGACUGUGGUUGACAGCGGAUUGAGCCACUCGUACUCUCACCCUAACUGUGCCCCUCGUGCUGGCGAGAAAUCGGAUCGUCUCAUUGCGACUCUCUUUUACAAGCCAAGAGGCGAAGAGCAGGGCUCUCGAUCGCCUGUCAAGACCACAUUUGCGGACAGUAAUGAAUCCCUACCCGCUAACUUGGCCCCUACGACCGAUCCAAAUGAGUACCCUCUUGAGCCGCCUACCCAGGAGUCUGAGCAGCUGGACCAUAUUUAUGGCUCAUACAUUUCGCCGCUUUGCAUCACCUCGUUCCUUCACCUCAUGUCGUCGUUCCCUCUACCUCACGACGCCGAGGAGCCUCACUCCUCUCACAGGUGCUUGGACAACCAGGAACAACCGCGCAUCGUGGAACUAACACUCUCACCCACACCAUCCCCUGACUAUCUCAGCUUGGAUGAUCUGAGAAAGCACGAGAUGAUCUAUCGCUUUGAGCAGGAAUGGAAUGUGGACGUUGUCCUCCAGAGAGAUAGUGUUUGGAGGCGCCACCCCCGACUGGUGGUCUUUGACAUGGACAGCACUCUCAUUACUCAGGAAGUAAUUGACCUUUUGGCUGAUCAUGUCAAGGAUCCCCCAGACCUGGCUGCCCGGGUUGCCGAAAUCACACAUCGUGCGAUGAUGGGCGAGCUGGAGUUUGAGGCUUCUUUCCGAGAACGAGUCGCUCUCCUCAAGGGUCUUUCUUCUACACUCUUCGAGGAUCUUCGACCGGUCUUGGACGUCACCAAGGGUGUGCCAGAGCUGAUCAAAGCUCUGAAGCGACUGGGUAUCAAGACGGCAGUCCUUUCUGGCGGCUUCCAGCCACUGACAGGAUGGCUCGCUGGGCAAUUGGGUAUUGACUAUGCCCAUGCAAACCACGCCGUCAUCGAAGACGGCAAGUUCACAGGCGAGGUCGAAGGCGUCAUCGUUGGCAAGGAGUGCAAGAGAGAUCUUCUGGUCGAGAUUGCCACCAAGGAGGGAAUUGAUCUGUCUCAGGUCAUUGCCGUCGGCGAUGGCGCCAACGACUUGCUGAUGCUGGAUAAGGCAGGUCUGGGCGUCGCGUGGAAUGCAAAGCCGCGAGUGCAGAUGGAGGCCAACGCUCGCCUGAACGGAGAGAGUCUACUCGACCUAUUGUUCUUGCUUGGCUUCACCGCUGAGGAGAUUGACGCAUUGGCUGUAUAAGUUGUUAGUGUUGGAUGAGGAGAGUUCUCAUGAACAAUGAAGGCAGGGGUUUAGGAUAUGAUAUGGAAAGCUGGGUGCGUUGUGUUGUGUUGGGUUAUUGAGAUACCAGGCAGCAACGAGAAACAAGACUUCUUUGGGAUAUAUCUCGGGUCGUAAGCAUGAAUGAACAGUGAUGAUUAGUUGAUUGUAGAUUGAACUUCGGGUGUCAAAAUCUGGCGCUACUAUAUAUAAAUAUGAACCCCAUGUGCCACCUUUGUCAUUGCG
Molecule: messenger RNA, 2338 nt
Organism: Fusarium graminearum PH-1
Lineage: Eukaryota; Fungi; Ascomycota; Sordariomycetes; Hypocreales; Nectriaceae
Exons: 1
Coding region: 638-2074 (478 amino acids)
Biological process (GO): dephosphorylation; L-serine biosynthetic process
Cellular component (GO): cytoplasm
Molecular function (GO): L-phosphoserine phosphatase activity; magnesium ion binding
Source: RefSeq, a predicted model, not a curated record